AUGCGACUGUUGUUUAUGACAGAUCCCGGUCGGUUCCAGGUGAAGCUCGAUAAAUUCAACCACUGGAUCCGUCCUCACGAACACUGCUUCAAUGAAAUAUCUCGAAUUUUUUGGAAUCGGUCAGAUCCGCGCCGGAUUCUUCGACCUAGGAAGCAGUUACAUGCAGAAGAUUUUCGGAAACUACACAGAAUUUUAAAGAAAAACUUGCAAAAUGUUGUCGAUUAUAAUCCUCAAGUUCCAGUUCAGUUCAUUUCUACACAACCUCGUCGUUCAUUCAAUAAUCGAAAAACGGAUCAAUGUCAUUAA
Messenger RNA from Adineta ricciae, 306 nucleotides. Lineage: Eukaryota; Metazoa; Rotifera; Eurotatoria; Adinetida; Adinetidae. The record is from the annotation of a GenBank genome assembly.